AGUUCUACGCUAUUCGAUACUGUACAGCGUGACAACUAUUUUCGUUUAACAUAUGUGUGCUAGUAUUUUAACACUACUGGCGAACAAACUCCUCUUAAGGUGCAUUUGAAAACGAACAGGAGCUGACUCGAUAAAGGAACGCGCGAGGUCAUGAAUCUGGCAGGCGUGGUCGUGGGCUGGACCACCCUGCAAUAAACGUCAAAAAACGGGAUGCGGAGCUCUAAGAAAUCACGGACCCAAACAAUACCAUUCACACCGGAAAACAAGACUAAUUAGCGAUUGCUUGUGCACGCGCCUGUUUUUAAACAUUAGCUUGCGGUAUUAUAUGGUGACUGCGUGCAUAAAGGACAAAGAGGAGAGGAUGCUACUGUAAGCACUCUCACCAGGCCCUGCUUUGCCUAUCCUUUCUUUUUAGCUAGUUUUUCUUUCCUUUCCUCUCUGAUACACUGGGAAAAAGAAGAUGAGUAACUCUCCCAGCCCUAAAGGGACUCCGGUCCUGCAUAGUCCAGUAGAUGGGGAGUGUCUGGAGUCAGAACUGGUCCAGUCUCCCCAGCAGUCAACACCAUCCAGCAGCCUCAAGAAACGUGUAUCCAGUCUCCUGCAAAGCCCUUCGUUUAGAGAGGAGCUAGAUGUGUUGAUUCAGGAGCAGAUGAAGAAAGAAGGAAGUUCUUCCAGUCUGUGGGCUCUUAGACAGAUCGCUGACUUCAUGGCAACUCACGGAUCUCCAGCCGCUCUGCCUAUCACUCAAUCCACCGUUAACAUGGUAACCCCCAUUAACGACCUGCACGGAUGGGAGCCAAGCUCAAUGGUGAAGGGUGAGAGACUGAUGCGUUGUAAGCUGGCUAGUGUACACCGGCUGGUGGAUCUGUACGGUUGGGCCCAACUUGCCAACACAUGCCUCACAAUGCGCGUUAGUAAAGAGCAGGAACAUUUCCUGGUGUUGCCAGUUGGUCUGGUCUGUGGGGAGGUGACUGCAUCCAGUCUGGUGAAGGUGAACAUUCUCGGUGAGGUGGUAGAGAAAGGCAGUACUAUUCUGGGAGUUGAUAUACUUGCAUUCAGUCUGCAUUCUGCAAUCUACUCGGCACGACCAGACGUCCGCUGUCUCCUGCACCUCCACACUCCAGCCACAGCUGCGGUGUCAGCCAUGAAAUGUGGCCUACUACCUCUAUCCCAUGAGGCUUUGCUGGUAGGUGAGGUAGCUUAUUAUGACUAUAACGGAGUGAUGGAGGAGGAAGAGGAUAGAGUCGAGCUCCAGAAGAGCCUAGGACCGACAUGCAAGGUGUUGGUAUUGAGGAAUCAUGGUAUCGUGGCCUUGGGAGAAUCAGUGGAGGAGGCCUUUUACACAAUCUACCACAUCCAGACUGCCUGUCAAAUACAGGUGGCAGCACUGUGCAGCGCUGGAGGAGAACAAAACCUAAUCAUGCUGGACCGCAACAUCCACAAGCCUGUUGCCACAGGCACUGUGGGUUGGGCCGGAUCCACAUUCGGCCCCAUGCAUAAAAGCAGGCUAGGAGAACAUGAGUUUGAAGCACUGAUGAGAACACUGGACAAUCUGGGUUACCGUACAGGAUAUGCCUACCGUUUCCCAGUGCUGUUGGAGCGCUCAAGAACCAGGAGAGAGGUGGAAGUUCCUGCCACAGUUUCAUCAUUUUCCUAUAAUGAAGAUGGUGUUCACCACCACCCAUGUCUCAAUCCCCAUGCCCAGAGACAACAGCAGAAGACAAGGUGGCUGAACACCCCAAAUGUCUAUCAGAAAGUCAACCAGGACCAGGCCAGCCCGGGACCUCGGACUACGUGGCAGAGAGCAGAAGAAAUGUCCCAGGGCAGUGGGAGAGCUAUUAAAAUAGAGAAUCCAAACCAGUUUGUUCCUCUUUUCACUAACCCCCAGGAGGUGCUUGAAACUAGGAAUAAGAUAAGGGAGCAGAAUCGUCAGGACAUGAAAACAGCAGGACCGCAGUCUCAGGUGUUAGCUAGCGUCAUCACAGACAACAGCCCUCCAACUCCAGAGGAGGUGGAGCCCAAACCCCCUGCCACACCGGAUCCUCCAAAUCCUUUUAACGAGCUGACGGAUCAGGAGCUGGAUGAGUACCGCAAAGAGGUGCAACGCAAGCAACUUCGGUAUGAGUCAGGAAUUGAGGAGGUGGUGAAUGACACGGGGACUCCCCCGACUACCUCCCCCAUAAAGACCCUCCCAUCAGAUGGAAAAACCACAGACGCCGUGCAGAAUAAUAAAGGUGACGAGAAGAAACAACAAGAGGAGCUAGAAAAAGGAAUGAAAGCCUUGUCAACUACUGACACUUCAGAAACCACACCGUCGACUCCGCCCACUGUCCUGCCCAACAAACCUGCAGGCAACACCCCAGAGGGCUCUCCUUCCAAAUCUCCAUCUAAGAAGAAAAAGAAGUUCAAAGCCCCAUGUUUCCUAAAGAAAAGCAAGAAACAGAAAGAAAAAGUCGAAAUUUGAACUUGGUGUUCUUCACCAAUACUUUCACAUACAUGCUUAAAAACAUACCGCAUUGGCAUGGCACUAAACUCUCUGCCAAGAACAUUAAACACACAGACCAACUUAUACACAAACACAUCACAUUCACUCACUGUGUAUCCAUUUCUUGAUCUUUACAUACCAUAUAAGUUUUUGAUUAUGGCUCUGUGAAUUGAAUCGUUUUCAGUCCACUCUCUGACCACACUGAUGCAAAUUUCACGAUGCUUCACUGAUACAUAUUGAACAGGUGAUAUCCACAAUGAUCUGUUUUGACCCCCUUCCUUGCUUUAAAAUGAAAUUGCACUUAGAACAUGUAUAGAAAAAAAGAAUGUGGCAUUGAGUAAGCAUUGAUUGUUCAUGUCUAUUGAUUCUGAUUGUUGCUCAAUCAUCAACAUACACAUGUGUUUAUAUUAUAACAUGUGGCAUAACUGUGUAUUCUAAGUUAUUUUACCUAAAUUUUUAACAUAAACAUCUUUCAUCUCACUUUGUUAUGAAUAGCAGGGAUAAAAUGAUUUUACAAUGUACCAGUCACUGAAAAUCAAGAUUAUGGUCUUGCGAUGGCUUGCGAGCAAAAAAAAAAAAAAAAGGGGGGGGAGAAAAAAAGAGCCAAAAUAAGCAAGAUCGUGGCUUGUUGCUGCAAAUAAAACCCAACUUUAAGUGCACGGAUUGAUUCCACUUAUUUUUAUUUAUGAUCUUUAUUUUGUAUGUAUGCUGGAGACUUUGUAUGUAUGCAGUUGUAAUUAUUUUUAUGAUCAGUCACUGUUAUUUAAAUGCUUUUGUGUGUAUAUUAGCAGGUUUAUAAACUUGAUUCCAUGUCUAAUAUUAGAAUGUAAAAUGCUAGGAUCGGAUGUACUAUUCAUUAAAG
Xyrauchen texanus (razorback sucker) is the source of this 3347-nucleotide messenger RNA. Its product is annotated as beta-adducin-like. Gene Ontology annotation, cellular component: plasma membrane; cytoskeleton; postsynaptic density. Gene Ontology annotation, molecular function: actin filament binding. The record is from RefSeq and is a predicted model, not a curated record. Bases 461 to 2464 code for a protein of 667 amino acids. Gene Ontology annotation, biological process: barbed-end actin filament capping. Lineage: Eukaryota; Metazoa; Chordata; Actinopteri; Cypriniformes; Catostomidae. The transcript is spliced from 16 exons.